AAACAGAUAAUAAAGAGGAACAGGUAAUCAAUAGAACAAGUGAUAAAGUGGAAAUAGAUGAAAUUGAAAGAAAGAAUGUAAAGGUUAGUUCAAUAAAUGAUAAUGAAAUGAGUGAUAAGAAAUCUGAAGACUCACUUGAACAGAAUUCUGCAACAAACGAUCUGAAAAAUUACCAUGAAAACAGAGUAGAUGCAGAAAAAGAUAAUUUUGUUAAUGCAAUUGUUAAAAAUGACGAUAAAACAGUCUUUAAUCCUGAAAAACUAAAUAGGAGUAGUGAUGGAAUAUCUGAUAUAUGCUAUAAUGAAAUUAAUGUUAAAAAAGAUGAACGUGAUGCAUAUAAUAGUCACCAAGAUGAACUGAAU
Racocetra fulgida is the source of this 362-nucleotide messenger RNA. NCBI's taxonomy places the organism in Eukaryota, Fungi, Glomeromycota, Glomeromycetes, Diversisporales, Gigasporaceae. The record is from the annotation of a GenBank genome assembly.